Molecule: messenger RNA, 3515 nt
Organism: Brassica rapa (field mustard)
Lineage: Eukaryota; Viridiplantae; Streptophyta; Magnoliopsida; Brassicales; Brassicaceae
Product: palmitoyl-protein thioesterase 1
Cellular component (GO): intracellular membrane-bounded organelle
Molecular function (GO): thiolester hydrolase activity
Source: RefSeq, a predicted model, not a curated record
UUAUUGGUUAAAAGUUAUUGGUAAUAGUUAAUGAAGAAAACAAUGUAUUAAAAAUACAAUUUUAAAUAUUUUUUUAAUAAAUGUGAAAAAAUUAUAACAUAAAUCUUUUAGAAACGGAGAAAAUAUACAAUAACUCUCUGUAAAUGGCCAGUGGGGACCAGAUGUGGCCAUGGAAGACGUCAGAUGGAUUUACUGCUUCUUUCUUAAAUGAGUUUACAUUCCAAUGAUAGAAGAUAUUAAUACUACUUAUCUAUCAUUCGGUAUCAAACGUCAAAAAUAUUUGCUCCCAAGGUUUUAAGAUGAGCAACAGAAGACCUAUAACAGCGAUUGGCUAAUAAUGUUAGCAUAAUAAGUAACCAACAAACUGGCCGUGACAUUUAUCCCCUCCCAAGUCUCAAAAGGCAUUUUAGCAAAAAAAGAAAGAAAGUCUCAACAGGCAUUCACAUUUCUCAUCAUACUUAUGUAUAAAGUUCCAUUUUCACUUUUUUUUUUCCGUUUAUCAUUCUCUAUCCCUUAUAUAUGGAGUUCCAUUUUCAUUUUUUUUUCAUUUCAGUUGAUUAGUUUAUAUAUAUAGUAAAUUUUCUAUAAAUUAAUAAUAAACGCAAUAAAUUAAUAAAUUUUAUCCGUCUUGAAUUGGGUUAGUUAAAUAGGAAAAAAAAUCAAUAAACUAAUAAAAUAAUAAUUUUUUAAAAAAAAUAUAUAAAUAUAUGGUUCAAUUAAAAUCCUAAGUUAAUGAUUUAUAUUGUUUGUUUUAUAUUUCCAUUUGAGUCUAUUUCUAUUUUGCUUAACAUUUUAAAAUAUUUUGAUAAUAUUUGUAAAAUUAUACCUAAAACUCAUAUAACUUCCUAUUAUACAUAUAUACUAAAUAAUAUAAAAGUCAAUUUAUAACAGUAAAAUUAGUUGAAAAAACAAAGUUGACAAAAAAUCAGUAAAAUUAACUAUUUUCUUAUAUUACAAAUUACAUAUUCCUAAAUAUAUGUAUAUAUAUAUUUUUUGUAAAUUAAAAAUUUAAUGAAUUAAUAAAAUCAGUAUUAUUAGUUUAUAGAGUUUUAACUGUAUAGCACAGAUCCUUUAAAAUUUUACUAGUUUAUAGUUUGACAUUUAUUUAUAAGGUAUUUUAUGUGCAAUAUAUUCAUUGAUAAAUGAAAAAAUAAAUACAUUUAAAGAUACAUAUGACAUGGUCCAAACUAAUCCUUAAGGAUAGGCGCAACCGCUUACAGAUGGCCACUCUUUUCAAAUAUUAAAAUGAGACAUAAACCCAGUAUUUUAAAAACUGAACUAGACCGGCCAGUCCGACAGUGACUCGUUCAAUAAGCCAAGUCCGGUGUAAUUUAAAAAUUGGAUAUGAGAAAAAUCGGUAAAAUCGGCUAAAAACCGGUGAGCAGGUCCGGUUAUAAAAAACACAUGAUUAAUGUGUGUUUUAAUUGUUAUUAAAUUUAACAUUUUAUAAUCAAUAUUUGACAUCACUAUUUAAUUAUUUAAUUUUUUUGUUUUGUAAGAAAGAACUUACAAAUCUCCAUUUGACUUUUAGUUGUAAAAAUAAAUAAAUGCGGAAUUUGAAUUUGUGUGUUUAUCAGUUAGAAUUAUUACUUGUUUACUAUAUAUAUAGUUAGAUUUAUAUUCAUUGUUUUUUUUCUUCUAGUUAAUGGGAAAAGAACGUGUCAUAUAUAUAGAAGAACUAUACCUUUAAAGUUCAGAUAAUGUAAAUAUAUGAUUAUAUAUAUUUAGUUUUUGGAAAACAGAAACUUCGGUUUGACCGGUUGAACUGGUCCAACCAAUAGUCGAUAUCCGACACUAUUUUUGAAACAUUGCCUAAAACAUAGACACAUAUCCGCAUGACCACAAAAUAAUAUGUAUUCAGAUGUUUUUGAAUCCGGAUUGCUUAGAUCUUCAUAGUCGGCUUACCAUUAAACCACCAUGAUUUUUUGUGAUUCAAAGAUCCUAAUCUAGUAUUAUAUCAACUUUUAAAGAAAAUAUCAAGAAACUUAUUGUAAAUCUUACAAAUUAGUAAAUAUUUUUUGAUUUAUAGUAAACAAUUAAUAUGAAAUCCUUGCAUAUUUAUCGCAUACAUACAAGUACACACUAAACAUACACGCGUAUUAAAAGAGGCUGCGAGAAGAUAGCAUAAGAUUUGGAUAAACAAAAAAAAAAAAGACGAAGAAGAGAGUUAAUGCGAUCGCAGGAAGACAUGAGCAAUCGUCACCGUCCAUUUUUCAAAGACACUAACUUACUUGGCCGCAACUCCCAACCACAUCACGCUCUUUCUAUUCCCUACUUAUAUUCCCAUCUCAAAACUUCCUGGAGACAACAAAACAUAAACACAAACGCCAAUCGCAACUCUCGCGUUUACUAUGGAGAAGCAGCGUUUUGGACUUGCGGCUGCGGUUGUAUUCUUAGCAUUGGUUCAAGUCUCUGUAUCGGUUCCGUUUAUAGUGCUUCAUGGAAUCGCAGCUGCAUGUUCUGAGGGGAAAGAAGCUAACUUCACACAGCUUCUCUCUAACUUCUCUGGCUCUCCUGGUUUCUGCCUAGAAGUUGGAAAUGGAGAACUCGAUUCAUGGUUCAUGCCACUUGCGAAACAAGCGGAAAUAGCGUGUGAGAAAGUGAAGCAAAUGAAAGAGUUGCGUCAAGGAUACAACAUUGUUGGAAGAUCUCAGGGGAAUCUAGUGGCUAGAGGCUUGAUUGAGUUCUGCGAUGGUGGACCUCCGGUUUACAACUAUGUAUCUUUAGCAGGUCCUCAUGCUGGAAUCUCCUCUGUUCCUAUGUGUGGUUCUGGAUUAUGGUGUGAAAUAGCAGAUGAGCUGAUCAAGUCAGAUAUUUAUAGCGACUUCAUUCAAGAUCAUCUUGCUCCUAGUGGCUAUCUCAAAAUCCCUACGGAAAUGAAAAAGUACCUGGAAAGUUCCAAGUAUCUACCUAAGCUUAACAAUGAGAUACCAAACCAAAGAAACUCCACUUACAAAGAACGUUUCGCCAGCUUACACAACUUGGUUCUUAUCAAGUUUGAGGACGAUAAGGUCAUUGUUCCAAAAGAUUCGUCUUGGUUCGGGUUUUACCCGGAUGGUGAUUUCGGACCUCUUCUCACCGUUCGAGAGACAAAACUCUUUCAAGAGGACUGGAUCGGUCUGAAACCAUUGAUUGAUACUGGGAAAGUGGAGUUUGUGAGUAUAGAUGGCGCACACCUCAAAAUAUCGAAUAUUGAUAUCGUCAAAUACGUUGUGCCUCAUCUCCAAAACCGACCUUCUUCCGAACAAAAAAGAUUCAACCGCAAAACGAAGGAGCCUUUGCAUACUUAAAAGAGAAAAUAUCUCAUCACCUUAGUGAUGAUUGUGUAGAACAACAAUCCUUAUUCAUAUAGUUAUCAUAAUAUACAUACUUAUCUAUAAUCAAAGCGUCAAUAAUGUUUCAACCUGGUAGGUAGGUAGAAUGGAUAAGUAUUUAAUCAUAUAAAAUCCAAAAGGCAAAAGGGAGAGUUGAAUUCUGAUUAUUGCAAGUCAUUAAAGUCAAACUUUCUUGCUGUU